GAUUUCCAUAACUUUCUCACCAAUGUUCACAACUUUCUUCUACAAACAAUUCGACCGUAUGAGUGGUACGCGAGUCUUCCCGAGAUGCUGUGAACCCGAUUAUUAUUUAAUACCAGAAUUAUAAUAGUCUUUUCCGAACCACCGAGCCCCGUCAACACUGAGAAGGAAUGAAGACAAGCUGAACAAUGCAGUCCAAAAUCAACUCCUCUAGCACACCAGCUAUCUCUUUCCUUGGGCCAAUUUCUUCUUAUACUCAUCAGGCCGCUCUUGGACGCUUCGAUAAAGAGAAAUACGAGUACCAACCAGCAGUCGGAAUACCAGAUGUUUUCGAGGCUGUGCAAUCGGGCAAGGCAGAGUUAGGUGUCGUACCUUUUGAAAAUUCUACAAAUGGAGCUGUGAUCUUUACCCUAGAACUCCUCGCAGAUCGCCAUUCCUUAUAUAAAGAUGUCACAAUAUGUGGCGAAGCCUAUCUUGAUGUUAGUCACUGCCUGUUAGGCUAUGUUUCGACGGCAGAUUCACCAGUGAUGUCUGGUACUUGUACUCCGACUACAUCGACCCCUUCUCCUGUCAAGCCAAAGACAACGCCGCUAUCUAGUCUCAAUCACAUUCAACGUAUCUACACCCAUCCACAAGCAUACGGCCAGUGCGAGGCAUUUCUAGGAACAUAUUUGAAGGGGGUUGAGAGGCUGGACGUCAGUUCCACAAGCAAGGCAGCCGAAAUCGUUAAAGCAGAUAAGAGUGGUACAAGUGCAGCCAUUGCCAGUUCGCUCGCAGCAGAUAUCCACAAAUUAGAUAUUCUGGCAAAAGGAAUUGAGGAUCGUGACGAUAACACUACCAGAUUUCUCAUUUUGCGCAAAGGUGUAGAUGCAUCCGCUACAAAGGUUGAUGUUGCCGCCAAGUCGAUGGUUACUUUUACAAUUGAUCAUCGAACACCGGGUGCACUCGCAGACGUACUGGACUGCUUCAGGAGAUACCAAGUAAAUUUGACGAGUAUUAACAGCCGCCCAACGAAAGUGGUUCCUUUCCAAUACAUUUUCUUCGUUGAGUUUGAGGGAAGUAAGCUGAGUGAUCCAGAGGGGAAAGUAGCUGGGGCAUUGAACAGCCUUGACAAGUACACACAGGAUUGGCGCUGGCUUGGAAGCUGGGAAGAUGAACUUGUGGAUAGACAAAAGAGAAUAUAAUGGGAUAUCAAUGGCAUGGUAUUUAUGGUAUGGUUACACCGAAGGAAAUUUAGACAAAUAUCCGCCUUUAUCGGAUUCUUAUCGAUAAGGAUGACGCUUUUCUUGGCAUUCAGGUUGCGGGCCUUUUCACGUCGUUUGAAUCUUCGGA
Molecule: messenger RNA, 1329 nt
Organism: Botrytis cinerea B05.10
Lineage: Eukaryota; Fungi; Ascomycota; Leotiomycetes; Helotiales; Sclerotiniaceae
Gene: Bcpha2
Product: Bcpha2
Exons: 3
Coding region: 186-1181 (331 amino acids)
Biological process (GO): L-phenylalanine biosynthetic process
Cellular component (GO): cytoplasm
Molecular function (GO): prephenate dehydratase activity; chorismate mutase activity
Source: RefSeq, a predicted model, not a curated record